Messenger RNA from Daphnia magna, 2639 nucleotides. RefSeq lists its product as uncharacterized. Lineage: Eukaryota; Metazoa; Arthropoda; Branchiopoda; Diplostraca; Daphniidae. The transcript has 7 exons. The record is from RefSeq and is a predicted model, not a curated record. The coding region runs from base 944 to 2005 and encodes 353 amino acids.
AGGAACUGAAAGGAUAGAAGUAAAAGAAGAAGUUGGAAAAGAAGUGGAGAUGCUUCUCUACCAGCGAACGUAACGGACCGUUCUCUCUUUUUCUGCCGGCAUCGAGUGAGAGAGAGAGAGAGGGGGGAAAGCGCCUUGUUAACAACAAAUAGAGAGGACACCGGUAACGCAGACAAACUGGAAAACUUGACAUGUAUAGUUUGUGUUUAAAGAGCCAAAUGUUAUGCGGUGGAUCGUGCGUGUUUUUACCUAACUAGUGAACUGUACCGCAUUGUUUGUGUUUCAAUUCCUUUUUGUUCUCUGACGUGCCAGUGUGUGGCAGGCGUGACCUUGUUAUUCAAUUCUACCUGCCGUCGCAGUAAAAAAAAAAAUAUUUCCACGCAAACACAGUGAAUGCAAAUCAAACAUCAUCGAAAGAAAUAUUUAAAAAAUAAAAUAAAAUUCUUUCUUUCUCUCUCGAGUCGACAAGGAAAGAAAGUGCAACCGUCACAGCUGCGAGCAUCGUCUCCAAUUGCAUUUGGAUUCGUCUCUGUUUUCGUGCUCUCCUCCGUUUGAUUAUUUGCCCUUUCAUACAUUUCCAACGAUUCGACUAUUGCGGACGGCGGAGGGGGGCCGCUAAGUUAGUAUUGAUCCAAAACAUUCGGUAUAGUCAACCAACUAUAGAGACGAGCAGCUUUGACUAGUGGCUACAAAAUACGGAAACCCGCUGCUUUUUAUUCCGGAUGAAUCGUUAGACACACGUAUCACUAAACGGUGGGCGAAGAAGAAGAAGAAGAGAAGAAAAAAUAAAUAAAUAAAUAAGAAAAUCAUAUCGAAUCAGCGGCCAUGAGGCAAUUAGGUUGGCCGAUUUGCUAGUGAAACGAGCGCACCGUAUUCAAAUAAGACGUGAAGCCAUCGGCAGGGAAUUCAUUUUAAAAAAAAAGCAAAAAUUAAAAGUUCGAAGAUGCGAUCGUCUUCCAGUUUCUCGCUUCUCUUGCUGUUUCGCUUAUGCAACUGGGCAAGCGGGUCUUCCAUCGUCGGGCGCGAUCACCAACAGCCGAUGAUGAUCCAUCCCAAUCAAUCAGAUACCACGGCCGGAUCAUCAUCAUCAUCUAGAUGGUUAUCGACUUGGACGGCGCACGAAGGCCAGCCACGGGAAACGGUUCCAGUGAUCAAGUCGAUCAAAAGUCGGGGCUUCCUAGUGGGCGAUUUCUGCGAUGACGCCGACCAGUGCAAUUCCGGUCUGCCUCACACCGUCUGCAACGCCAUGACGCAACGCUGCGAAUGCGAUUCAGACUUCCCUAUCAUCGUAGACAACUCCAUUUGCGUCCCACCUUUGAAGCUGGGCGAAGAUUGCUUGUACGACCAGUCGUGCCAGUAUUUCGACCGCAAUUCUGUCUGCGCAAUGUCGGACGAAGGCAACACACACGAGUGUCGUUGCCGGGCGGCAUUCCGGCCGUCCAUCACGCUCGAAUCCAUUUCGCGAACCAGCCUUUGCAUCCCAGAACCUCACGGGCCUUGGUUAAAAUCAGAUGUGCCCACCGUCAUCGGACUGGGUGUUGGCAUGUCCGUCUUCAUGGCGUUGACCUGCCUCGUCUUGAGACUCUUCAGCCGUGCGCGUUUCGCCCAGGAACAAGCCCGAGGCUACGGCAACGCUCACUUGGCUCCGCCGACCAGCGCAAGUACCACCAUGAACCACACUCACACAGAUGGAAAGCAUCCGCCACGGCCCAACAAUCACCGACAGGUAUCCAUCACCGAUUCCGAGACAGCUGCACCCACAGACAUCGUGCCGCGUAGGACUAACUCGAUCAACAACGGCGGUCACCACCAUGCGCGCGGAUCUUUCUACGGUAGGAGGCAGAGCAAUCAUUCAGCAACGUACGAAGCCAGGAGUCCAAUGAGGAGCCACAGGGGUGAUGCAACCGCAAACCGCGAUUCCAUCAGCGCUCAAGUGGACACUGAAGAUCGAACGCCGGCUCCACUUCAUCAAUCCAACAAUUCGAUACGCUCCAGUCUAGAAUGAAAGAAAUGGAAAUUUAAAAAAAUCUAUUAUUAUGGAUUAAAAAAAUAAUAAUAAUAAAAUAAAAUAGUGCGAAAUAUCAGCCAAAUGAUUUCAACCUCAUCUUUAAACACUAGAAGAAAAACAAGAAAAAUUGCUCUUUCUAUCUAUUUUCUCUCCUCUGUCUCUCUCGCCUAUUAGAUUUGUAAUUGACUCGCACCUAAAACGUCACAUUUCUGAGGCUUCUCAUUAAAGAUAAUUUGUGUUGUUGUUAAGAUGCCGUUGUGGAGUCCACUACCAAAAGACAAAAGAGAAUGACCAAAACAUGAUUUCUCUCUCAGUGUUUUUUAAACGGUGAUGUGUACCCCCUUUUCCUUGAGCCCAUAUUUUCAGAGGCAUCAAACGGUCGACAUUCUCGUCAAUUAACAUCAGUUAUGUUUUUCACAAAAAAAAAAAAAAUAAAAUGAAAAAAAAAAAAUGUGUAUCGAUAUUACAUGGAAUGUGUGUUAACAUCAUUUACGUGUACGUGUACGUGAUUGUGGAAUUUGUUUCGUUCCCAGCUUUUCCCUACUCACUUAAAGAAAAUCUUUAAUUCAUUCCCUCAUCUCAACAAAUAUUUGAUGUCAUAUUAUAUAAUAAACCAUUUUCUAUACAUGAA